UCGAAAACGCAAACCCUAAAAUCAGAAACCAAAAAAAGCUCUUCAAUCUCCGACGAACCCUAGAGAGAUCGAAGCUUCCAAUCUCUGCAAUCGAAGGAUGUCUGUAGUUGUUCGUGACCCCGAUAUUGGUGAUGUCGAUCCUGAAGCUGAAGACAGAGACCAAUUUCACGUCGAAGAAAUGUUGAAUGAGUGGAAUGACGAACCUCCGAUUCGCCAUGAUGUGUACCCAGAGAGCGAUGCUGAAGAGAAUGGCGAUGGUCCUGAGAGAGUUCAUACUCAUAUCAGGCGAGGCGAUGGUCAUUUGUACCAUAAGCAAACUUUCUUCAGUGGAGUUGCGUUCAAGGAAGCUGUGGUUGAUUAUGCUCUUAGGACAGGAUGCAAUCUGAAGCAGUACAGGUAUGACAAUGAUAAAAUUGGCUUCAAAUGUGUUGGUAACGAUGGUAAAGAGGAAGGAGUACGAUGUGAAUGGCAAGUUUAUGCCGCGAUUCUUCCUAAAGAUAACAUGUGGAAGAUUAGGAAGUUUGUAGAUAACCAUAGCUGCAUCCCAAAUGGGGAGUGUGAGAUGUUUAAGGUGCCACAGAUAGCUAGGUUAUUCGUUGAUAAGAUUAGGGAUAAUCCGGAAUUCUAUAUGCCAGCUAAGAUUGAAGAAAUGAUAAAGGAGCAAUGGAAGAUCAGUGUCACUAGGAAUCAAUGUCAGGCUGCGAGAAAGAAGGCAAGGCAAUGGAUUGAGAAGGAGUAUGAUGAGCAGUUUGCGAGAUUAAGAGACUAUGCUGCUGAGAUUCUUGAGUCAAACCCGGAUUCACAUGUAGAAGUUGAUUGUCUGACCAAUGAGGAAGGUAAAGACAUGUUCAAUAGGUUUUAUGUCUGUUUUGAUAGCCUAAGAAAGACUUGGAAGGAGAGCUGUAGGCCUCUUCUUGGCAUUGAUGGCUGCUUUUUGAAGAACAAGGUAAAGGGACAGUUGUUGGUUGCAUUAGGUAGGGAUGCUAAUAAUCGCAUAUAUCCUGUGGCAUGGGGAGUAGUUAAAGUAGAGAAUACUGAGAAUUGGGUUUGGUUUGUGAAGAAUUUGAAGGAAGAUUUAGGAUUAGGUGAUGGUGAAGGCUACAUCAUGCUCUCAGAUAGGCAAAAGGUAUCUUCAGUUUCUUUUGUUUCCUUCUCUUUUUGGUUUUAAAUUCUGUGGUAUUGAUAUAUUGGUUUGUUCUUGAUUUCAGGGUUUGAUCAAAAGUGUUCAACUUGAGUUGCCAAACAUAGAGCAUAGGAUGUGUGUUCAGCAUAUAUAUGGGAACUUGAAGAAGAAUCAUGGAAGUAAAACCCGCAUGAAGCCACUGUUAUGGGAUUUAGCUUGGGCUUAUAAUGAGAAAGAUUAUAAGCAGAAACUAGAGAGGAUCUUCUGCUAUGACACAGUUGUCUUCAAUGACAUCAUGAAGACAAAUCCAAUGAGUUGGUGCAGGGCAUUCCAGAAGAGAGGCAACUACUGUGAGGAUGUGGACAACAACUUCACUGAGUCUUUCAAUGGCUCUUUGAACAAGGCAAGAGAAAAGCCAUUUGUGGCUAUGUUAGAGGCUAUAAGAAGAAUGGCUAUGGUGAGGAUUGCAAAGAGGUCUGUUGAAUCUCAUACUCACACAGGUAGCUGCACUCCUUAUGUUGCAUUAUUUCUGUCUGCUGAACACAAGCUAGCUUCUGAGGCAAAGGUGUCUACAAGCACUAAUGGGAUGUAUGAAGUCAGGCAUGGUGCUGAUUAUCAUCGUGUGUGCUUAAAGAGCUACACAUGUACAUGCCAGAAGUGGCAGAUAUGUGGCAUCCCGUGUGAGCAUGCAUAUGGAGUAAUUCUGGACAAGAAGCUUGCACCAGAGGACUACGUGUGUCACUGGUUCAGGACAUCUACUUGGAAAAAAAACUACACUGAUGGUGUGUGUCCACAGAGAGGUCCUAAGUUUUGGCCUGAGACUAAUGCUCCUCCUGUGCAUAUACCACAGCCACCAGAAGGAGAGAAGGAUAAGGAGAUGACAAAGAAGGAUAAGAAGAGGAAGAAGGGUGUCAAUGAGUCUCCUACUAAGAAGGCACCAAAGAACAAGAAAAGGAUCAUGCAUUGUCGUGUCUGUGGGACAGCUGAUCACAAUGCUAGGCAUCACAAGAAAGAUAAGGUUUGUUUUGUUUUGUUUUGUUUUGUUUUGUUUUGUGUCCAAUUUGACAACAUGUGAUCUUGUGUUUCAGGGUUCUCAAGAUGUUUUCCACUCUUCUCAAGCUGAACCAAGUCAAGGGUCACUCACUCAAGCUUAGUGGAGUAGUAGCUAAGUAGAUGUAGGGCACAAAUGUGGUUGUCUCUAUCUAAUUUUCGAUCACAUAUGACUUGUGUAUCCCUCUGUUUUCUAAACCUUUUGAAUGUUUCUAGGUCUUUUGAAUUAAUGUCUCUUCGGAUGGAUGUAGAAUGAAUGUUUUAAAGAAUGUUGGUUUCUCUUAACUUGAAUUUGAUUGUUUUGUUCUCUGUUA
This is a messenger RNA of Arabidopsis lyrata subsp. lyrata, 2487 nucleotides long. RefSeq lists its product as uncharacterized. The transcript has 2 exons. The record is from RefSeq and is a predicted model, not a curated record. The coding region runs from base 98 to 1168 and encodes 356 amino acids. NCBI's taxonomy places the organism in Eukaryota, Viridiplantae, Streptophyta, Magnoliopsida, Brassicales, Brassicaceae.